AUGGCAGAUGUCAACUUUACAUUUGUUACUGAGUUUAUCCUUAUGGGACUGACAGAUCAUGAAGAACUCAAAGUGUUUCUCUUCAUCCUGUUCCUAUUAAUCUAUGUCAUUUCCUUGGUGGGGAAUUCAGGAAUGUUCCUUCUGAUCUACAUAACUCCUAAACUCCACACACCAAUGUACCAUUUCCUUGGGUCUCUGUCCUUUGUGGAUACAUGGUAUUCCUCAGUUUUUGCACCUAUAAUGCUAAUGAACUUCUUUGUUGAGAAAGAGACCAUCUCAUUAUCUGCAUGCAUUGCGCAAUAUAUUUUGUUUGCAUUAUUGGUUACCACAGAAGGAUUUUUGCUGGCUGCAAUGGCUUAUGACCAUUAUAUGGCCAUCAUACACCCUUUAGUUUACACAGUGGUCAUGACUAAAAUGGUUUGUGUUGGGCUGGUGCUUUGCUCAUUCCUAGGAGGUCUUAUAAACUCACUGACACUUAUAACUGGAUUAAUGAAGCUGUCCUUCUGUGGACCAAAUGUCAUCAAUCACUUCUUCUGUGACCUUCCUCCCCUGUUGAAGCUAUCCUGUUCUGAUGCCUCAAUGAAUGAACUCUUGCUUUUGAUUUUCUCUGGAGUCAUUGCCAUAACUACACUCUUGACUGUGGUAGUCUCCUACCUCUUCAUUGUUGUUGCUAUCCUGAGGAUCUGCUCAGCAGCAGGGAAGCGCAAAGCUUUCUCCACCUGUGCUUUCCAUCUGACAGCUGUGACUUUAUUUUAUGGCUCAGUAAGCUUCAGUUAUAUUCAGCCAAGCUCCCAAUACUCCUUAGAACAAGAGAACGUUGUAUCUGUAUUUUAUACCCUGGUGGUUCCCAUGCUGAAUCCACUGAUUUACAGCUUAAGGAUCAAAGAAGUAAAAGAUGCUGUGAAAAAGACCAUGGAGAUGAAAUGUUUCUCUUGUUGA
Molecule: messenger RNA, 939 nt
Organism: Phodopus roborovskii (desert hamster)
Lineage: Eukaryota; Metazoa; Chordata; Mammalia; Rodentia; Cricetidae
Product: olfactory receptor 1052-like
Exons: 1
Coding region: 1-939 (312 amino acids)
Biological process (GO): G protein-coupled receptor signaling pathway; sensory perception of smell
Cellular component (GO): membrane
Molecular function (GO): G protein-coupled receptor activity; odorant binding; olfactory receptor activity
Source: RefSeq, a predicted model, not a curated record